Molecule: messenger RNA, 510 nt
Organism: Aphanomyces invadans
Lineage: Eukaryota; Oomycota; Saprolegniomycetes; Saprolegniales; Verrucalvaceae
Exons: 3
Coding region: 1-510 (169 amino acids)
Source: RefSeq, a predicted model, not a curated record
AUGCCGUCGUCCACGACGACCAAACGGUUGACGGAUGCUCAGCGCACCGACAUCUACAUUCGUAUGUCGCUGCUCAAGGCCGACGGCCGCAUCAAGCAUGGCGAGCUCAAGAAGGUCUGCAGGGUCACCAAGGGAGCACUGGCCAAGAUUUGGAAGCGCGCCUGCGAGACACGGGAGGACAAACAGUUUGUCACAGUCGACUGCGACUUUCCAAUUUGCCUCGUACCACUAAGUCAAGAAGCUCUCAGCGCCGCCGCGCUCAAGAUGUCCGCCGAAAACAGCUGGAUGCCGCUCCGUGAGACCAUCACUCACGGACCCGAAAAAUCGAACUUCCGCGAGGAAGAUGUGUCUGGUCCAACCAUCCAUCCGGAUGAUGGACCUGUGGCGGGUGUUUUCUACAAGAACCCUGCAGACAUGCCCCACUCUCAAGUCUACGAGCUGACAGUGCACUUGGGCGAAGGCUACUGCGACUGGAAAGAGAAGACUCUGUGCAGUCAAUUCGUCAAGUAA